AUGGUGCCCCAGAAGAAAUGGAUCGUGAACGCGUUCGUGGAGAUGUGCAGUGGCCAUCAGUCGCCUGGACUAUGGAGACAUCCCGAGGAUCACUCGCACGAAUUCGGCGAUGUCCAGCACUGGGUUGAACUGGCAAAGCUGCUAGAAGAAGCUAAAUUCCACGGCAUAUUCAUCGCCGACGUGCUCGGUGGCUACGACGUAUACAACGGCAACCUCGACGCAGCGCAGAUCUCUGGCGCACAGUGGCCUGUCAACGAGCCGCUUAGCGUUGUGAGCGCAAUGGCAGCAGCGACCAAGAGUAUCGGGUUUGGCGUGACUGUGUCGACGACGUACGAGCAGCCUUACCACCUGGCUCGCAGACUGUCGACUGUCGAUCACCUCUCGAAAGGGCGACUAGGCUGGAAUAUUGUGACUAGCUAUCUCGAUUCGGCUGCGCGCAACAUGGGCUUCAAAGAGCAGCUUGCACACGACGAGCGGUACGCGCAAGCCGAGGAGUACGUGAAGGUCAUGUACAAGCUCUUCGAGUCUUCGUGGAGAGACGACGCGGUGGUGCUCGACCGCGAGAAGGGCAUUUACACCGUCCCCGACAGAGUCCGCGAAAUCAACCACCGCGGGAAGUACUUCACAGUGCCUGGGCCGCACAUCUGCCAGCCAAGCCCGCAGCGCACGCCCCUGCUGCUCCAGGCGGGCACAUCCAGAGCCGGCAAGCAGUUUGCAGCCGAGAGCGCAGAGGCCAUUUUCGUGAGCGCUUUCAGCCCUUCGGUGCCCGCUAAGAGCAUCGCGGAGAUUCGAGAGCUGGCCGCAACGCAGCAUGGGCGCGACCCCAGCAACAUCAAGGUCCUGGCUCUGGUGACUCCGAUUAUUGGUCGGACAGAGGAAGAGGCGCAGGCGAAGUUGGCCGAUUACAGAAAAUAUGCUUCGCUGGAUGGCGCGCUGGCGUUGUUUUGUGGCUGGACGGGCAUCGAUCUGGGCAAGUAUGGUGACGAUGAGGAGCUUCGUGAAGUCGAGAGCAACGCGGUGAGAUCAACUGUAGAGGCAUACGCAAAGUUCUCCCCCGGGACAUCGAAGUGGACAAAGCACACGGUCGCGGAGCACGUGAGCAUCGGUGGAAAUGGUCCCAUCAUCGUUGGCACCCCGGCUCAAGUGGUGGACGGACUCCAGACCUGGGUCGAUGAGGCUGAUGUCGACGGGUUCAACUUUGCCUACGCUUUGUUCCCGCAGUCUUUCAAAGACAUCAUCGAGCUGCUGCUCCCAGAGUUGAGGGCGCGAGGCUUGUUCUGGGACGACUACGCCGUCCCUGGAGGCACGUACAGGGAGAACUUUUACGGGAAGCCGGGGCAGACAGGUCCGUUGGACGAGCACAUCGCAUCAAAGUACCGUUGGAAGGCCGGUGUCGAGGCCAAAGACCAUAUCAUCCCUGAGUAG
Molecule: messenger RNA, 1425 nt
Organism: Didymella exigua CBS 183.55
Lineage: Eukaryota; Fungi; Ascomycota; Dothideomycetes; Pleosporales; Didymellaceae
Product: dibenzothiophene desulfurization enzyme A
Exons: 5
Coding region: 1-1425 (474 amino acids)
Molecular function (GO): monooxygenase activity; oxidoreductase activity, acting on paired donors, with incorporation or reduction of molecular oxygen
Source: RefSeq, a predicted model, not a curated record